Messenger RNA from Alligator mississippiensis (American alligator), 3973 nucleotides. RefSeq names its product protein spire homolog 1. The transcript is spliced from 16 exons. The record is from RefSeq and is a predicted model, not a curated record. Gene Ontology annotation, cellular component: cytoplasmic vesicle membrane; cell cortex. Bases 1841 to 3754 code for a protein of 637 amino acids. NCBI's taxonomy places the organism in Eukaryota, Metazoa, Chordata, Crocodylia, Alligatoridae. Gene Ontology annotation, molecular function: actin binding. Gene Ontology annotation, biological process: actin nucleation; actin filament polymerization; actin filament network formation.
GGCCCCGCCAUAUUUGCUAAGGGCGGGGAAAGGGGCGGGGCGACGAGGCCAGAAGCAUGAGUGGGCGGAACCAAAACAGAGCUGGGGGGGCGGGGGAGGAACCCUGCGGGCUGUACCAAGAAUCUCGGGAACGGGGUGCGUGUGCAGGGCUUGCUAUAGCCGGGCAGUGGGAGGUGCGAAGCCCCCGCGAGCCCAGUGUGGGCAAGGGCAGGGUCUGCGGUUGCCCCUCGGCCUGGGCCCCACCAAGGAAGGGUGCAGGGGCCCCAGACACAUGAGCAGCUACUUCAAGGCAGCCCUAGCCUGGGGUAGAUCAGCUGCUACAUCCUGUGGCAUUGCAUGAGGUCCGCCAGGCUGUGCUGACCUGCCCUGCAGCCUUCGCUGUAAGGCAGCCGCCAGGAGCUCUGCUGUUCAGGGUGCCCCCUGCCCCAAGCACGCACCCCGCCAGCCAGGGAACCCGCCUCAGCCUUGCAGGUGGCAUCAAAUGAACCAGGCUCCCUCCUGGCCACCAAAGCAGGGCAGGUACUGGCCACCUCUAGUGGGAGGCCUGACAGUUCUUUGUACCUGGAGGUAGAUGGGGCCAAGAGGUGGCAGCUCAUGUUGCAGCCAGGGUGACUGGGGGCUUUUAUUUCAUCUGGAGAAACACAAGAAAAGCCAAAGCGAGUUCCUCUGAACGGUACCCCCGUUUCUGAGGUGAUUAGCAAUCAGGCAACGUUUCCAAAGCAGCCGUGUGCAGCAGAGAAUACGCAGGCCGACUCACUGCUGCAUGGCGAGGACACAGGCCCCUCAAUCCGCUUGAUGCAACUUACUGACUCCCAGCCCUGUGCCUGUGCGUGUGGACGAGUUUUAUACAGUUUAGGUUUGGAUUUCUGUUUUCGUGCCCAUGUCUCUGAGAAAUCAAUCUCUUGGCCAGUUGAGUAGGCGGCAAGGAAACUGAGCCAUGACUGGUGACCAUUGUUCUUUCCAAGGGUCACUUUAUUAGCAUUGGGUGUGAUCACUGGCCUGUGCACCUCAGUCCCCUUGAAGCUGUCCCUCACAAUCCGCUUCUCUCAUGCAUAUCAUUGCAGAUUUAGACUGAACUGCUUCUGGGAUCAGAGUAUCUGUGAGGAGGCAGGUAGUGGCUGACCCAACACAGCAAAAAGUGGUGAGGAGUAUUCAGAACUCCCCAACGAUUGUACAGAAGGCAUCUGCUCCCAAGAUGUUUUUCUCACACCUGAAGAGGGGUCUUGUGUGCCCAAAAACUUGUCUAGGAUUUCUCCCAGCUAUAGAAUUGGUCCACUACAAGAGCACUACCAAACACAUCUUGCUUCUUCUAUGUUCCCUGGACCCUACAACAGCACUACAGGUCUGCUUCGCAGCACAGGCUGCUGUAAGCACAUCACACUUGCACUCCACUCACUUUUCAGAGUCUUUCAGCAACAUUUUUCCUGGUAUCUUCCUCCCACUGGGUACCUGUAUCAGAAAUUGAAUUAUAUCCUACAUUGCCUCUUCUACUUUGGUAGUAGCUUGUAUGCUCCCAGUUUAAUCUGACUCACAUUCUGUGUAUAAACUUGAUGAAGUCAGUGAUGUUAAUAUCAGGCAUGAGUUUUAACUUGGGCUUCUAAUCUUCCUAGAACCCUUUUCCCACCCCUCUGCCUUUAUUCAUAAGUACAGAUCAGAUGGUGAAAUUGAGGGUGUCCCUUUAAGGAGGUAUUUGCCCUGAAUGGUCACAGCUGAAGGAAAGAAAAGGGAGACUGCAUAAAAGGUUGUUGGGAGAAGAUGCUGCUUCCUGUAGAGUUGGUGAAAAACAUCUCAAGUGGUAAACAAACAAGCAAGUGCAUAGAAAAUAAGUGAUACAUGUGAAAUGGAGGACAGGAGAUGUGAUUGGAGUGUUACUAAGGUCUCUCUGGAAGAGCUCCUGAGAUGUUAUAAACAGCCUAUAAGUGAGGAGCAAGCUUGGGCCAUUUGCUUUCAGUGCUGCUGUAAAAUGAAGCAGUUGGCUCAAGGGCUUCAUCCAUGGUCUCCUACUGUAGUUAUAAAAGGCCCUGGAAGCAUCCUCAUCCAUUCCAAUGGCAAUGUUUCCUUCUUGCUGUGCUCUAAAUCUGAUGUUCAAAAGACACAACAAUCAGAGGACAAGCUGCUGGAGUGUCUGGGAAUGGUGAUCUAUAAUGCCCUGGACUGGGGCAUUGACAGCCAUAUGGAGCGAGAGCUGAGCAAACCCCUGGAAAACCUGAUUUCCCUCAUGCUGAAACUAGAUGUUGAAGCAACAACACCAGCAAUCGGUCUUCAGGAUGUCAUUAAGAUCUGUGAGGAGCAUGUGUCCUUGCCCUCGGAGGCCUCCAGCCAUUACAGAACAAUCUCUAGGGCUCUCUUUGCUGACUACAUGGAUUUUCAGCAACUCACAUUUACCAUCCAGAACUCCAAAGAGAGUCUGAAAAGAAUGGAUGUGGUAGCUUUGCUGGAAAAUCCUUCCCAGAAGAAGGCAAAUUGCUGGGCUGCCUUGUGGCACGAUGUUGUCAGUGAACUGCAGAAGGGAGUGAAGCUGCGCAAGGCCACAGAACAGCCACAGCAUAACAGUCCUCGAAAAGCGUCUGCCCGCUCCCCCUUUGAGAUGCUGGCAGAUGACAUCCGACACAAAAGGCAUACUCUCCAGAAGGUGAAGAUCAACAGUGAGCAAAAGAUCAGGAGCUCUGAAGAAAACAUAAUCCCUCUAAAGCUGCCUUUAAAGCCAGUGGUAGAGAGAAAACUGAAGGACCAUUUCCCGCAGGAACCUAGUCAGCAUGAGCUGCUCAUGAUGGAAAUAAAACAGCCACACCAGCUUCGGCCAUCUCCCACAGCAAGAAAUGGAAGUAGGCCCAAAGAUGCUUCUGUGACACUAAACAUCUUUAAUUCUCCUUGUGACAGUGGUUUAUCUGUUCAAAAUGCCAGUACCGGACUUCAUGCUCACAAAGCUGAAAACUGGCUGCUGGGUUCUGACCUGCUGGGCCAAGAAUUUCAGGAAGGAGGUUGGCCAUUGGAAAAUGCCCAGAGAGUGACCUCAGAAAGGUCAUCUUCACAGAAUUGCAACAGCAGAGGUUUCUCUGCAGACUGCAAGUUUACUCCCACAGGAAUUUCAGUGCCAAGUGACCUUAACACACACAGCUUUCUGAAUCCAAACCAUCAGCAACCUUCCUGCCAAAGGAGAUCGAUGUCUAUAGGGAGUGCCCUGAAAAGCAAGGAGCAUGAGAGAGAGAAUUCUACAAAGUGGCCAUUGCCAACUAUUACUGAUCUGAUUGGAACCCGAUAUGCCAUGAUGGCAUCUGAAAUGGAGAUUGCUUUCCAAAGAUAUGGUUGCAGUAUAUCUUCAAGAGCCAAGGUCUGUUUCAGUUGCCAUAAGCAGAUGUUCUUUAAAUGGCCUUACAGCUGUCAUCUCUGUAGCAGUGUUAUCUGCUGUGACUGCUGCAUCAAGAUGUCAAUGCCCUUCAGACAGUGUGUACAUCUCCCACUCGGCUUCCUAAAACCACUAAGUGUCUCCAAACAUGAGGACCCAGCUGUGCAAGAAGAGAGAACCUCCCAAAUGUUGUAUGAAGUAGAACAUUGGAGCUGUCCUAGAGUACCACUUGUGUUUGAACCUUGGUGCACAGCACAGCAUCUUACCCGUCGCAAGACCACCAUGGUGGACUGGCCUUCUAUGGACAUCUGUACCAAAUGUGAGCGGUACCUGUUGCAUGUCACUUCCUGUCAGCAGCAGUGUACCCCUCCCAGGAAAAGAUCCUGGUCAUGGGCUGCACUGGAAUGAUUCUGUCAUGUGCAUCUCCUCUCCUCUCCAAUUUUUUUUUUUUUUUUUUUUUGUUCUGUACCUUGUGACAAUGUAAAAACAAACAACCCUCCCCCCCCACCGCCCCCUCCCCCCAAAAAAACCCAACAACUUUGUGUCCGUUAACAUAACAUCCUGAAUAAAAGUCUCCCUCCUAGUUAGUCUAACCAGGAGGCAGAGUUACUAUUUACUUCUAAUGAA